Wyeomyia smithii (pitcher-plant mosquito) is the source of this 2405-nucleotide messenger RNA. RefSeq names its product sodium channel protein Nach (gene ppk15). The record is from RefSeq and is a predicted model, not a curated record. The coding region runs from base 713 to 2182 and encodes 489 amino acids. Gene Ontology annotation, cellular component: membrane. The transcript has 4 exons. NCBI's taxonomy places the organism in Eukaryota, Metazoa, Arthropoda, Insecta, Diptera, Culicidae. Gene Ontology annotation, molecular function: ligand-gated sodium channel activity. Gene Ontology annotation, biological process: sodium ion transmembrane transport.
AAAAUUCUGACGAAACCCCAUAGACAUAAAACCGUUAACAGAAUGUGUGAGUACAUAUCCUGACAAAAAACAAAAUAAAAUUAAAACUUUUUCAUGCCGUUUUUUUUUAACGUUUAUUAAGUUGAUUGAUAUGAGUUACAUUUUUUAGUUCAUGUAAAUUACAAAAACUAAAUUGUCUUGCUCAAUUCGCCUAUAAAUACAAAUAACACGAAAAAGCGUAUUGCAAAUGAUUACAAAUUAUUUUAUUUCUGGGAUGAAUUCCUAUUUAAUAUACGUUUCCGAAUCAACUAUUAAACAGGACAAGAUUUUAUUUCAAUUUCUAUCGUAAACUGCGACGUAAAAAACUAUCUACGUCUAAAAUAAAUUCAAAUUAGAUUAAAUCAGAAACAGUUCACAGUAAUACACGUCGCAAAAACUAUGUUCGUGUCGUGUAUCACAAGUGUAAAAAUAAUGAGGUGUAAAUUAUAUAUAAACGCGACUACAAGAGUCAUACUCAAACGCAAACACAGCACCGCGACGCUGGCAUACCUAAAGUGGAUAGAACAUAAAUGAAUUUAAAAUGAGAUACUCUAACGGAAUGUAGAUACAACCUGGUGACAAGCAAAAUUGUAAUUAAUCAUGGUAUCAUUUUCACAAUCUCCUAUGAAACCCGCUUUAAAACGCUGUUAAAUCUGCCAUCGGCAGAUAUUUGAAUUUUGCGCCUCAGCACAAAAUGAAGUUCAAGAAAACCUUCAAAUUAUGGUUUAAAAUAUUCGUAGAAUACUGUGACAAUUGUUCGUUGGCAGGAUUCUGCUACAUUGCGGACAAAAAGUACCAUUAUACCGAACGUCUAUUCUGGUUGGGAUGUGUACUACUUUCCUGGACUGGAUCAUAUUUUCUGGUGAAAAGUUAUAUGGAUAACUUCCACAGAAACGCCGUCAGUCUGGUAGUUGAAAAUGUUCACGUACGAGAAAUUAGCACCUUUCCAUCGGUGGCGAUUUGCGAGAUUGGAUAUGCCAAACAAGUGUACGAAAGUUUGGAAAAUAUCAUAGAAGGUUUGAAGACCGAUGGAGACAUGGAGUACAACUACGAUGUCGAAGAUUUUAUGUUGCGGAUCAUUUUUCAUAAUCUGUACAAUUAUGGUUCGAUUAUGUCGUAUUGUGCGCCGUACAAAGAAUGUACCGAUUGUGUAAAAUGCCCGGAAACUGGAUACGAGAAGUUCGCUGCCAAGGUACGAGCCAACUGUACCCAACUGUUCGUGGCAUGCGUUUGGAACGGUCGCCCUUUCGACUGCUGCCGGUAUUUUAAACCUCUGCAAACCUCGAUGGGAACAUGUUAUUUGAUGAAUUCCAUACAGCUGGGCAAGAGAGAGGGGAAAGAUUGGUUUAGCAUGGAAGUAGGACGCGGAACACAUUCCACUGGUGAGCUAAUGUUGAAUGUAACGAGAGCUAGUUCGUCUUACAUUAUGAAUGAGGAAGAUAUACCCCACAUGUUGCUGACUACCCUACAGUUCACACAAAUCCCCGAAGGUUAUAGUGACACCAUUUUUUUCACCAUGCAAAAUGUGAUCAACGACCCACUAGUACGCACGGUAGACCCGGAAGUACGACGGUGCGUUUUUCCCGACGAAGAAACCGACACACUUUAUCCCAAGUAUAGUUACAGUGUUUGUGUGACAGAAUGUCUUAAGCAAGCACAGAUUUCCGCAUGCAAUUGCUGUCACCAUAAUAUGAUCCUGAAUGAGAAAGACAAAUGUCCGAUCUGCGGUUACGAGGGCCUAUUCUGUUUGGAUCAUAAGGAUUUGAUGUUUCCGCAAACUACAAUUAUGCAACCAUGGCGGACAAACGGUUUAGUUUGUCAGUGCCUUCCGUCCUGCACCGAGCAUGAGAUUCAAAUCAUCGGCAAGCAAUCGGUGGUUGAGGAUCGACUUGAUAGGUCGGUACAGUUCAAACUUCUGACGCUGCCAACACAACGCUAUCGUAGGCAAAUUGUUCGUGAAAAUUUGGAUAUUGUCGUGUCAGUUGGCGGUAUUCUGGGCCUUUUCAUGGGUGCCAGUAUCUUAAGCCUAGUGGAAAUCAUCUAUUUUUUUACGAUACGUCUUAUGUCAACCUGCAUGGACAAAAAUAUUCAUGACGAUGACGAUGAUGAUGAUAAUGAAGACGAUAAUGACGAAGAAGACGAUGAUGAUGAGGAAUAUGGUUAGAAAGAAGUUAUAGUUAGGGUAAAAGUUAACGUCAUAUGAUAAAGCACAGCUUAUCAAUAAAUCCAUAAAUAGAAUCUUGUGUACCUUUUCUCCUUUUGCAUUGUGCUUUUGAGUAUAUGGGAUUUAUAGCGUGCAAAUGAGAAAAGCAUUGGACAUUUUUGUUGGUAAAUGAGAAAUUACAAUAAAUUAUUCCGAAAAAAUAUAACAAAUUGCACAAAUACCU